Coregonus sp. 'balchen' is the source of this 29422-nucleotide messenger RNA. The record is from the annotation of a GenBank genome assembly. Lineage: Eukaryota; Metazoa; Chordata; Actinopteri; Salmoniformes; Salmonidae.
GCUCGAACCUUACCGGAAUGCACGAGCUGCAGAAAGUGAACAAACCGACACAGAAAGAUGCAGGCAGACGAAAUGGAGGUACCUAUCAUUAAUACUAUUAACAAUAACUGCAACAAUCAAAGGCCUCUGCCGAAUGGGAGAGAUGUGUUCAAGAAUCUGCUGAAGGAUUGGGAGGUAAAGCCAGUUUGUAGCUAAUCGUGAGCCAGUAUAGAGGGGUCCGUGUCCGUGUGGUUUGUUGUUGCUGGGGAGCUUUAAAUGCCCUUUUGCUACAGAGCCGCUUUUGAAAGCAUGCAGCCCGGGUUGUUAUUUUGGUGACAGCGCAAGUGGAUGGUAUAAAUACCGUAAGCUUAUGGUUAAUUCUGAACGUGGCAAAUACAGGUAGCUAAUGUGACUGUCAAUCUCCAGGACGUUUUGUGGUCGAAUCUUAUCUUGCAGCCGCCGCCUGUGAAUUUGUCCAUGACAUCGUAGACCGGUGUCAGAUUUCAAAUAUACAGUAGGUUUAUGGACACACUAUUGAUGUUGGCCAUAUAAUAAUAAAUAAUAAUUUGGUGGAUCCAGUUGGCUCAUUUCUUUAAGCAGGCUAAUUAAUCUGUAGUCAAGUAGCUAAACUACAUUCAAUGCUCAAGCCACACAAUGUACGCCUAAGUCAUCAUAGCCCAUAUGAUCAUCCCACUUAAUUAUAUUUAUUUUUCCAGGCUAUUCCUCAUGUGAUCUGUGUUAGAGUUGAUUAUUGCAUUGGCCGAUUGGCUUGGCUGGCUGGCUUCGGCCAUAGGUUAUUUUUAACAUAUGCUUAUAUGAGAGGAGGGGGGAUGGGGGCUCGUGGGUAUUUUGACGUGAUGCCCAGUGUUUGCACACACUGACGGUGGAGCGCAGGGUUCACUGUACCAGUGUGGAAGGAAGGGUAGUGUUCAUAGCAAGCUGGCGGGGGGAAGAGAGAGAGAGAUAUUUGUUGAUGCCCAUGGGUAGCUGAGUGAAAGACACCAAAUUCCCCACUCUCCUUCAGACAAACAUGAAAGAGCUCUAUUGAGAGCAAUAACAACACAAACCUUAGUUUCCGGUGCAACAGACACAACCUUCCAGCAUCCUCUCAUCUCCUCUGGGGGGGACUCAGCCAAUCAGACACUAGGAUUGAUGCCUGUGUUUUAUUAUAUUCCCAAUCAAACAAUUGUGAGCUGAAAUUUAAAUGUGGUUGUGGGUUUAGCUUGGUCUCUGAUAAACAUCACAAUUUGCACUCAGGGCGAUGAGCGUCUCGGUCACCACAGUGACAUUGGUGGCAGUGGUUAGACUAACUAGACUGGCAUGACAUGGAUUUAACUAGAGAGAAAUAUGAUACUGAUUUAUCUCUCUAGUGGUGAUGAUACUGUGCUGGGUUGGAACAAAAGCCUCCACCCUGCAGAUCCCUAACACCAGUGGUUUAGUGUGUAAUUAACCUACAGUUUGAACACCUAAGUAGAGCAAAUUUUCGAUGUGGCACAUCAGACCGUGACUGGUCCAUUUUCUCUGUAGACCAAAAUAUCUUCCCUAACGAUUUCCCCCCAAAGCUUACCUCCAUUGUCUCUCUGUCACACUGUGAGACUAUCGGCACCUGAACCCCAGGCUCAUCCUCUGGGAAUGUGUCAGUCUCCCUGUCAGAGUGAACACCAUAAUCUUCUCUCCUCAGCCUGCUGUGACUCCUGCUCUCUCAGUCAUCUGGCUCAAAUAGGAGUCAGUGUGUGUGGGUCAUUCUGAGUCCAGCCCAAGCGUCUAAUCUGGAUGUAGAGGAAUGGACAGAAGUGGAGUGUGAAAAAUAGCAGGCAAACAAUCCUGAGGGGGACCAGUUUCACUGACUCAGAACGUCUUAGCUCUCAGAUGGUGUUUGUAACUGAAAACCACCUCCUAAGACACAACAAGUCUCCAUCUGGAGUGGGAUCUGUGCCAAAUGUAAUGUAUUUGGAAUUAACAAGUCAUUAGGCCAAAUGAUUCUUACAUUUCCAAUCCCUCCUAUUGAAUCUCACCCUAAUCUGACAGACUGUUUGGGGCUCUGAGAUUUAGGGUGCUUCAGGUUCCAGGGAAUUACAGAUGUUAGCCUUUCCCUGGCUAUUGCUGCCCUUCUGUGGUAGGAUGCAUGAAAACCAACUACAGACAGUCCUCAAACUAAAGCAAAGGCUUAGCAACUGACACAUGCCAUGUAAUUUUCUCUGUCACUAAAUUGCUGCUGAGACACUCGCUCAAGGCUGACUAACGGCAGUCCUUAACCUAUUUCAAAGUCUAGUCUGUCUCUAUCCAAGUGCUACGGUCUUUUGUAUUGGCUGGCAGUAUGUGAAUGUUGUUGUUUUGUGGUGCUUUGAUAAAAAAAAAAGUGGUGAGAUCAUGCAUACUGUAUCAGUCUGUCUCAAUCUGGGAAAAUAAUGCUUUUAGCAGCUAUGACGGCUAACAGAGGUGGGCUCUGUUUUGUCCAUAUUCCCCUGCCAUGCUGUGUGUGUGUGUGUGUGUGUGUUAGUGUGCAUGUGUCAUGUGCCUUCAUUUCCCUUUGUGGUUCUGCCUAGACUUCAGUGUUGUUUUCUGUUUUCAGAGCUCCAUGGAGUCUCCCAACCUAGAGUUUGAGUAUGGGGAUAUAGACAGCCUGACUGCUGAACUCUCAGGUAAGGUCUUUAAACAAUAACCCAUCGGUCACCAACCCUAGACCUGGGCAGCUACUGGGCACUGGGCAGGCUUUUGUUCCAACCACAAAACACCUUAUUCAACUAAUCAUCAAGUCCAGUUGAUUAGUUGAAACAGUUGCUGGAACAAAAACAUGCAAGGCAACCCCUGUAGCUUUCCAGGAGAAUUGGUGAUCACUGCUGUUCCAGUAUAUCCACAAGGGAUAUGCUCCGUCUUAUGUUCUGUUCAUAACCAGCAGCUAGUCACUGCAACAAUGUGCUACAGUACAGUGCUGCGCUGUCAGCAGCUACAUGGGAUUGAUUCAAGGCAAGAUCAUAGUUUUCCCUUGUUGAAUGCAGCUCCUUUGGUUAGGUAGCUAGUCCCACUGAGACAUUAGCUUACACAAACACAGACAUUACAGUUGCUCUCUUGUGACUGUUCCUCAGGCUGGAGUGACAGUUGGGAUUUAACUACUGUAUAUUCGCUGAAGAGGGAUUAGUCAACGAUGUCAUGAAUCUCAUAAAAAGACUACAGAAAGGAUAACUGGGAGCCAAAAUUGUUGUUUUUUAUGAAAGGGACUGAAUGAAACAGUUGACUUAUAAUAUAUGCAAUUUAGCAGAUACUUUUAUCCAAAGCGACUUAGUCACAUUGCAUCCAUAAAUUUGACAAAUGUGUGGCCCCAGGAAUCAAACCCACAAUCCUGGCGUUGCAAGCGCCAUGCUCUACCAACUGAGCCAUACAGCGCUUCCACUACAGUAUACCCCAUGAUGUCUUUCAUGACAUUACCUCUGUUGAAUCCUUCAGUACAGGAUUGUAUGUCAUCCUGUCUGUCUGAUGAUUCCCCUGUCUCUCCUGUUUGUCCACAGAGAUAUACAGUUACACAGAGGAGCCCGAGUUCGCCCUCAACAGGGACUACUUUGAGGAGGAUUUCAGGAGCCAUGGUACUGUUACCUUGUCUGUCAGUGGCGGUUUUGUCUUUCCAGACAGCGCUACAUGCCUGUCAUAUUAGUUUCUGUUAGUGUGUGUGUGUGUGUGUGUGUGUGUUUGUGUGUGUGUGUGCAUGUUUUUUUUCUAAAGCAGUGAGAGUACCAAAGGGCUUUCUGACUCACCUCGAACACGCUGUUUGUUUGCAUACCCUCGAAUGUGUUUGCCUGUUAUUCUAGCGUUUACGGAAAGAGAGAUGGAUAGACAGAGAUAGAGAGAAUGUAGAAGUGUAAUGGAAUGGAUUCCCGCCCUGGUAAUCAUCUGGAGAGAGAAAGUCUGAUAGAGAGAGGGGGUGAAAGAGGGAGAAGGACAGAGGGAAAGGGAGAGAGGGUCGAGGGAGCUGAUUAAUUGACCGCUCCCAGGUGUAAUGUUUCCCUUUUUCUGUGAGGAGUGAACAAGAGAAGGAGCGAGAGUGAACAAGUGAACUGUCAGCAGUGUUCUGCACAGUGAUGUGUGUGUGUGUCUGAUUGCUUGCUCCAACCUGACACUUUCAGCAGGAGGUUUUGGGAGAAGGUGACACACACAUACAGGAACACACACACCUUGCCAAACUCUGCUCUGCAGCUGCUGCCUUUCUUAGCGCCAUGAUAAACAGAGCUGCCUUAUCUAUAUGCUGCAAAACCACAGCUAACAGCCAUAGCCAACUACUGUGACCAACGGUUCCAUAUCAUGAUCAUUGUUAUUAAACAGCUGGUCGAUGCCGUUUUCUCUCCUAAUGAGGAUCAUAUUGACCGGAUGAAUUGGACUGUGUCAAUUUUGCUGAUCUAAUCUCCAUGCUCAUUCGACCCCUCUCAUAUUCUCUGAAACUCUGCCCAGUUCGUUGCUGUACUGUAAAUGUGGUUGUAUUCUUACUCAGCAUACUAAGUUAAAGGAAGGUUCAUAAUGAGUAAUAAUACAUAAUGUGUAGCGCAAGACAUUCAAUUCCACAGAGCUUUAUUGUACCUUAAGGGCAAUUUAGUUGCAGCUGCAGCACAUUACAUACAUUAAGAGAGCUAGGCUAGGUCUUCUUCUUCCCACUCUGUUUCCCUAAAGCCAAUAGGAAUGAAUAGAUGGAUCAGUGGACAGCUUGGCUAGCUGUCUGUGCUGCAAAGAGAGAUAGGAGAUGUGCUGUCUCUCUGUAUCUGGGUUUUAAAUAUGUCAGAACGGUGAUGGGGCCCUCAUCAAUGUUUUAACACAUCUGCCAGACUGCCACUCUCCAUCACUGCUAAAUCUGUUAUGCACCGAUGUCCUCUGCGUCGCUACUCUCCAAGCACUUUUAUCAUAAUGACAUUCUCAGAGCACUUAUCAGAGCUGCUCAGAAAAGUUACAUGGGAUGAACUUUAUAAAGGGAAGUUUUGUCAAAGAGUUACAGUGCUUUCAGCAAGUAUUCACACCCCUUGACUUUUUCCACAUUUUGUUGUGUUACAGCCUGAAUUUAAAAUGGAUUAAAUUGAGAUUUUGUGUCACAGGCCUACACACAAUACUCCAUAAUGUCAAAGUGGAAUUAUGUUUUUAGACAUUUUUACAAAUGAAUUAAAAAUGAAAAGCUGAAAUGUCUUGAGUCAAUAAGUAUUCAACCCCUUUAUUAUGGCAAACCUAAAUACGUUCAGGGGUAAACAUUUGCUUAACAAGUCACAAGUUGUAUGUAUAAUAAUAGUGUUAAUAAUAAUAGUGUUUAACAUGAUUUUUGAAUGACUACCUCAUCUCUGUGCCCCACACAUACAAUUAUCUUUAAGGUCCCUCAGUCCAGCAGAGAAUUUCAAACACAGAUUCAACCACAAAGACUAGGGAGGUUUUCCAAUGCCUCGCAAAGAAGGGCACCUAUUGGUAGAUGGGUAAAACAAAAGCAAACAUUUAAUAUCUCUUUGAGCAUGGUGAAGUUAUUAAUUACACUUUGGAUGGUGUAUCAAUACACCCAGUCACUACAAAGAUAACUCAGUUGCUGGAGAGGAAGGAAACAGUGAGGCCAAUGGUGACUUUAAAACAGUUACAGAGAUUAAAGGCUGUGUGAUAGGAGAAAACUGAGGAUGGAUGAACACAUCACUGAGUACAACUCUUCAUAUUUUCAAGCAUGGUGGUGGCUGCAUCAUGUUAUGGGUAUGCUUGUCGGCAAGGACUAGAGAGUUUUUUCUGGGUGGGAUAUAAAGAAACGGAAUAGAGCUAAGCAAAAUCCUAGAGGAAAACCUGGUUCAGUGUGCUUUCCAACAGACACUGGGAGACAUUCAGCAUACAUUUGCAUGAUGGUGUAUUGUGUGUAGACGGGUGAGAAAAAAAAUCAAUGUAAUACAUUUUGGAUUCAGGCUGUAACACAACAAAAUGUGGAAUGAGUAUGAAGACUUUCUGAAGGCACUGUAUGUCAGAACAUUUCUACUAAAAGAGGGGAACUGACUAGCUAUUUAAAUUCCAUUGAUCAUGAUGUCCUACAAUAAUCCCAAGAGUUGAGGUAAAAAAUAAAGGACACACAUUCCUAUUUAUACAAUAUAUACAUUUUAAGCCUAGACUCUCUUUCACUCACUCUGUCUCUCUCUGCAGUGCGGGGGACGAGGUGGAUUGAGCUGGGUCAGGAGCGGCAGAGGGCCUAUGUGAUGAGACUACUAGAUGCUCUGGAGGUCACUGACCGGGACAAGAGGCUGAAGGUGGCCCGGGCCAUCCUUUACCUGGCACAGGGUAAUCAUCACCGUCACUGCACACUACAAGAUCAUUUGCUUUGAUUGUAGCAUAUUUUCAUUAAGUGAAUAUUUAAAUAUUUCCAAUGCCAUUUCUCUGACCAACAUUUUCUUACGAAACAGAGGACAUGUACAGUAUUUAUGCUUGAGUCCUUCAGAGUCCUUUGAGAGUGUUGUGUGGUGAAUGAGCAUCUGUUGAAGCCUAUGUGUGUUUCUGUCAUGUGGCGUUCCCCAGGGGUGUUUGAUGAGUGUGACACAGAUGCGGACGUGAUCCACUGGUCUCGCCACAACGUGUUCCUGCUGUAUGACAUGGGCAUCUUCACCGCUCUCCUGGAGCUGCUGAGCAUGGAGAUAGAGUGAGUAGGACAACAUUACUGCAAUGUUACUACAACCGCACAACAACAUCACUACAAUGUCACCAUAACGCUACCACAACAGCCACAAUGUCUCGUAAUUACUGUAUUAUUAUGUUUCUCAACAAGUGUUAGCAGCACUGUGGUUAGCGCUUACUUCCCCCUUGAUUAAUGGUCCAAUACAGCCAUUUUUAUCUCAAUAUCAAAUCAUUUCUGGGUAACAAUUAAGUACCUUACUGCGAUUGUUUUUAAUUAAAAUGGUAAAAAAGAAACAAAAAUAGUUUCUUAGCAAAGAGCAAUUUUUCAAGCAAGAAUUUUGCUAGGACUGUAUGGGAGUGGUCUGAGUGGGGAAAACUAGCUGUUAAUGGCAGAGAGGUUUGGAACUCUCUUUCUUAUUGGUCUAUUAACUCGAUGUCACCAGGCAGGCCAAAACUCCAUCCCACCAAAACAAGCUGAAAUUUCAGGCGGUCUUUCACAGUAUUAUUCCAACCUCAUAGUGUGGCAAAGUAUAUAAAACACAGGAAAUGUAAGUGUUUGACUGCACUGGGCCUUUAAUGCCCCAGAGAUGGUACACAGUAGCAUUCACUCUCACUAGGUUUUCCCAGGAGUAGGAGAAAGAUACAGCAGGGGAAAUCAGUAGAGGAAAGUAAUGUACUGCUCUGUAGGUUUAGGCUUAUUAGAACAUCUCAGUAGCUACAUUUUCAGAAACAUACAUCAAAUGUGUUGUCAUGCAAUAUAAAAUAUCUGCCUAAAUGUAUGUGCAUCAUCAAAAAUAGCAAAUAAUUAAAGAGCAGCAGUAAAAUAAAAUAAGAGUAGGGAGGCUAUAUACAGUGGGUACCGGUACAGAAUCAAUGUGCGGGGGCAUCGGUUAGUCGAGGUAAUUGAGGUAAUAAACUCCUCUCACUGUCAACUGCGUUUAUUUUCAGCAAACUUAACAUGUGUAAAUAUUUGUAUGAACAUAACUAGAUUCAACAACUGAGACAUAAACUGAACAAGUUCCAAAGACAUGUGACUAACAGAAAUUGAAUAAUGUGGCCCUGAACAAAGGGGGGAUCAAAAUCAAAAGUAACAGUAACAGUCAGUAUCUGGUGUGGCCACCAGCUGCAUUAAGUACUGCAGUGCAUCUCCUCCUCAUGGACUGCACCAGAUUUGCCAGUUCUUGCUGUGAGAUGUUACCCCACUCUUCCACCAAGGCACCUGCAAGUUCCCAGACAUUUCUGGGGGGAAUGGCCCUAGCCCUCACCCUCCGAUCCAACAGGUCCCAGACGUGCUCAAUGGGAUUGAGAUCCAGGCUCUUCGCUGGCCAUGGCAGAACACUAACAUUCCUGUCUUGCAGGAAAUCACGCACAGAACGAGCAGUAUGUCUGGUGGCAUUGUCAUGGUGGAGGGUCAUGUCAGGAUGAGCCUGCAGGAAGGGUACCACAUGAGGGAGGAGGAUGUCUUCCCAGUAACGCACAGUGUUGAGAUUGCCUGCAAUGACAACAAGCUCAGUCCGAUGAUGCUGUGACACACCGCCCCAGACCAUGACGGACCUUCCACCUCCAAAUCGAUCCUGCUGCAGAGUACAGGCCUCGGUGUAACGCUCAUUCCUUUGACAAUAAACGCAAAUCCGACCAUCACCCCUGGUGAGACAAAACCGCGACUCGUCAGUGAAGAGAACUUUUUGCCAGUCCUGUCUGGUCCAGCGACGGUGGGUUUGUGCCCAGCGACGGUGGGUUUGUGCCCAUAUAGCCUUACAACAGGCCUAUAAGCCCUCAGUCCAGCCUCUCUCAGCCUAUUGCGGACAGUCUGAGCACUGAUGGAGGGAUUGUGCAUUCCUGGUGUAACUUGGGCAGUUGUUGUUGCCAUCCUGUACCUGUCCCGCAGGUGUGAUAUUCGGCUGUACCGAUCCUGUGCAGGUGUUGUUACACGUGGUCUGCCACUGCGAGGACGAUCAGCUGUCCGUCCUGUCUCCCUGUAGCGCUGUCUAAGGCAAUUUAUUGCCCUGGCCACAUCUGCAGUUGUCAUGCCUCCUUGCAGCAUGCCUAAGGCACGUUCACGCAGAUGAGCAGGGACCCUGGGCAUCUUUCUUUUGGUGUUUUUCAGAGUCAGUAGAAAGGCCUCUUUAGUGUUUUCAUAAAUAUGACCUUAAUUGCCUACCGUCUGUAAGCUGUUAGUGUCUUAACGACCGUUCCACAGGUGCAUGUUCAUUAAUUGUUUAGGGUUCAUUGAACAAGCAUGGGAUGCUGGCCCAUGUUGACUCCAAUGCUUCCCACCCGUUCAAAGGCACUUAAAUCUUUUGUCUUGCCCAUUCACCCUCUGAAUGGUACAUUUACAUUUGUCAUUUAGCAGACGCUCUUAUCCAGAGCGACUUACAAAUUGGUGCAUUCAACUUAUGAUAGCCAGUGGGACAUCCACUUUCUUUUUUUUUCUUUUUUUUAAUGGGGGGGGGGGGGGGGGGGGGGCGGAAGGUAGAAGGAUUACUGUUAUACUAUUCCAGGUAUUCCUUAAAGAGGUAGGGUUUCAAGUGUCUCCGGAAGGUGAUCAGUGACUCCGCUGUCCUGGCGUCGUGGGGGAGCUUGUUCCACCAUUGGGGUGCCAGAGCAGCGAAUAGCUUUGACUGGGCUGAGCGGGACUGUGCUUCCGUAGAGGUAAGGGGGCCAGCAAGCCAGAGGUGGAUGAACGUAGUGCCCUCAUUUGGGUGUAGGGUCUGAUCAGAGCCUGAAGGUAAGGAGGUGCCGUUCCCCUCACAGCGCCGUAGGCAAGCACCAUGGUUUUGUAGUAGAUGCGAGCUUCAACUGGAAGCCAGUGGAGUGUGCGAAGGAGCGGGGUGACAUGAGAGAACUUGGGAAGGUUGAACACCAGACGGGCUGCAGCGUUCUGGAUAAGUUGUAGGGGUUUAAUGGCACAGGCAGUGAGCCCAGCCAACAGCGAGUUGCAGUAAUCCGGACGGGAGAUGACAAGUGCCUGGAUUAGGACCUGUGCCACUUUCUGUGUAAGGUAGGGUCGUACUCUGCGAAUGUUGUAGAGCAUGAACCUGCAGGAUCGGGUCACUGCUUUGAUGUUGGCGGAGAACGACAGGGUGUUGUCCAGGGUCACGCCAAGGUUCCUUGCACUCUGGGAGGAGGACACAAUGGAGUUGUCAACCGUGAUGGCGAGAUCAUGGAGCGGGCAGUCCUUCCCCGGGAGGAAGAGCAGCUCCGUCUUGCCGAGGUUCAGCUUGAGGUGGUGAUCCGACAUCCACACUGAUAUGUCCGCCAGACAUGCAGAGAUGCGAUUCGCCACCUGGUUAUCAGAAGGGGGAAAGGAGACAAUUAAUUGUGUGUCGUCUGCGUAGCAAUGAUAGGAGAGACCAUGUGAGGAUAUGACAAAGCCAAGUGACUUGGUGUAUAGAGAGAAUAGGAGAGGGCCUAGAACUGAGCCCUGGGGGACACCAGUGGUGAGAGCACGUGGUGCGGAGACAGAUUCUCGCCACGCCACCUGGUAGGAGCGACCUGUCAGGUAGGACGCAAUCCAAGAGUGAGCAGCGCCGGAGAUGCCCAACUCGGAGAGGGUGGAGAGGAGGAUCUGAUGGUUCAAAGUAUCAAAGGCAGCAGAUAGGUCUAGAAGGAUAAGAGCAGAGGAGAGAGAGUUAGCUUUAGCAGUGCGGAGAGCCUCCGUGACACAGAGAAGAGCAGUCUCAGUUGAAUGAUACACAUAUACAAUCCAUGUCUCAAGGCUUAAAAAUCAUUAUUUAACCUGUCUCCUCCCCUUCAUCUACACUGAUUUGAAGUGGAUUUAACAAGUGUCAUCAAUAAGGGAUCAUAGCUUUCACCUGGAUUCAUCUGGUCAGUCUAUGUCAUGGAAAGACCAGGUGUUCUUAAUGUUUUGUACACUCCGUACAAUUUCAGGUGGUCUUUUCAAACAGCUCUUACGCUGGCUUGGGUAUUUCUGUCCAUCCCCCUGGCUCCUCUUUAAUGAGAGAGUCACCGCCAGGCCAGGCUAAUCCCUGUUGAGUGUUGCUGAAGGACCCUGGAUAGUGUGGAAUUAAACACACACAGGCACAUACAUGCACACGUACAUUCACAGACAGGCAGAGAGACGCACACAAACACACACAUACACAUUCACCAGAAAUGUUCAUUCAUGAAUACACCAUUCUCUCUUUCUCUUUUCCUCCCUACCUCCCACUUCCAUCCCUCUUCGCCUCAGCGUAGGAUAUGAGGCACCUGCUGGCUCUUAGUGAGGGGGGUAAGAGCAGAGAGAACAGGGUGAGAGCAGAGAGAGAGGGCACCGGCCUCUAUGGUUCACACUUCAAACAGCUCACUGGCGAGGCGGCAGAGCCUUCAAGGCUUUGUUUCCUUCGUUUAGUCUAUGUGCUCCUCUAUCUGCUCCUGCCGCCUCUAGUCUUGGUCUCGUAUCGACCUCUGAUUCUACUGCUUAGCCUUAGCAGGCAAGCGGCUGCCUCCUAUUACUUCGUAGCACCUGUUAAGCUGCGGAGCAAACAUACAGGGAAUUAUCUCUAUCUGUAUUUCUCCUCUGCCAUUUAUCCUGCCUGCACUGGUGUUCAUUCUCAGUUGUGAUUACGCUGUUUUUUCACUUCAAAUCAAAUCAAAUACUAUUUUAUUCAUCACAUGCUUCGUAAACAACAGGGGUGGACUAACAGUGAAAUGCUUAGUUAUGGGCCCUUCCCAACAAUGCAGAGAGAAAGAAAAUGGAGAAAUAAUAGAAAAGUGAAACACAUAAUAAUAGAUACACAAUGAGUAACGAUAACUUGGCUAUAUACAAGGGGUACCAGUACAAAAUUGAUGUGCAGGGGUACGAGGUAGAUAUGUACAUAUAACUAGGAAUAAAGUGACAGACCGUAGCAGCAGCGUAUGUGAUGAGUCAGAAAAAUGUAUGCAAAAAGGGUCAAUGCAGUCUUAUGGCUUGGGGGUAGAAGCUGUUCAAGGGCCUGUUGGUUCCAGACUUGGUGCAUCUGUACCGCUUGUCAUGUGGUAGCAGAGAGAACAGUCUAUGACUUGGGUGGCGGGAGUCUUUGACAAUUUUUAGGGCCUUCCUCUGACACCACCUGGUAUAGAGGUCCUGGAUGGCAGGGAGCUUGGCCCCAGUGAUAUACAGUGGGGAAAAAAGUAUUUAGUCAGCCACCAAUUGUGCAAGUUCUCCUACUUAAAAAGAUGAGAGAGGCCUGUAAUUUUCAUCAUAGGUACACGUCAACUAUGCCAGACAAAUUGAGAAAAAAAAUUCCAGAAAAUCACAUUGUAGGAUUUUUUAUGAAUUUAUUUGCAAAUUAUGGUGGAAAAUAAGUAUUUGGUCACCUACAAACAAGCAAGAUUUCUGGCUCUCACAGACCUGUAACUUCUUCUUUAAGAAGCUCCUCUGUCCUCCACUCGUUACCUGUAUUAAUGGCACCUGUUUGAACUUGUUAUCAGUAUAAAAGACACCUGUCCACAACCUCAAACAGUCACACUCCAAACUCCACUAUGGCCAAGACCAAAGAGCUGUCAAAGGACACCAGAAACAAAAUUGUAGACCUGCACCAGGCUGGGAAGACUGAAUCUGCAAUAGGUAAGCAGCUUGGUUUGAAUAAAUCAACUGUGGGAGCAAUUAUUAGGAAAUGGAAGACAUACAAGACCACUGAUAAUCUCCCUCGAUCUGGGGCUCCACGCAAGAUCUCACCCCGUGGGGUCAAAAUGAUCACAAGAACGGUGAGCAAAAAUCCCAGAACCACACGGGGGGACCUAGUGAAUGACCUGCAGAGAGCUGGUACCAAAGUAACAAAGCCUACCAUCAGUAACACACUACGCCGCCAGGGACUCAAAUCCUGCAGUGCCAGACGUGUCCCCCUGCUUAAGCCAGUACAUGUCCAGGCCCGUCUGAAGUUUGCUAGAGUGCAUUUGGAUGAUCCAGAAGAGGAUUGGGAGAAUGUCAUAUGGUCAGAUGAAACCAAAAUAGAACUUUUUGGUAAAAACUCAACUCGUCGUGUUUGGAGGACAAAUAAUGCUGAGUUGCAUCCAAAGAACACCAUACCUACUGUGAAGCAUGGGGGUGGAAACAUCAUGCUUUGGGGCUGUUUUUCUGCAAAGGGACCAGGACGACUGAUCCGUGUAAAGGAAAGAAUGAAUGGGGCCAUGUAUCGUGAGAUUUUGAGUGAAAACCUCCUUCCAUCAGCAAGGGCAUUGAAGAUGAAACGUGGCUGGGUCUUUCAGCAUGACAAUGAUCCCAAACACACCGCCCGGGCAACGAAGGAGUGGCUUCGUAAGAAGCAUUUCAAGGUCCUGGAGUGGCCUAGCCAGUCUCCAGAUCUCAACCCCAUAGAAAAUCUUUGGAGGGAGUUGAAAGUCCGUGUUGCCCAGCGACAGCCCCAAAACAUCACUGCUCUAGAGGAGAUCUGCAUGGAGGAAUGGGCCAAAAUACCAGCAACAGUGUGUGAAAACCUUGUGAAGACUUACAGAAAAACGUUUGACCUGUGUCAUUGCCAACAAAGGGUAUAUAACAAAGUAUUGAGAAACUUUUGUUAUUGACCAAAUACUUAUUUUCCACCAUAAUUUGCAAAUAAAUUCAUUAAAAAUCCUACAAUGUGAUUUUCUGGAGAAAAAAAAUCUCAUUUUGUCUGUCAUAGUUGACGUGUACCUAUGAUGAAAAUUACAGGCCUCUCUCAUCUUUUUAAGUGGGAGAACUUGCACAAUUGGUGGCUGACUAAAUACUUUUUUUCCCCACUGUAUAAUAUAAUAUGCCAUUUAGCAGACGCUUUUAUCCAAAGCGACUUACAGUCAUGCGUGCAUAAAUUAUUAUUUUUUUGUGUAUGGGUGGUCCCGGGGAUCGAACCCACUACCUUGGCGUUACAAGCGCCGUGCUCUACCAGCUGAGCUACAGAGGACCACUGGUGGACAGUGAUGUACUGGUCCGUACGCACUACCCUCUGUUGCGCCUUGCGGUCGGAUGCCAAGCAGUUGCCAUACCAAGUGGUGAUGCAGCCAGUCAAGAUGCUCUCAGUGGUGCAGCUGUAUAACUUUUUGAGGAUCUGAGGGCCCAUGCCAAAUCUUUUCAGCCUCCUGAGAGGGAAGAGGUGUUGUCGUGCCCUCUUCGCGACUGUGUUGGUGUGUUUGGACCAUGAUAGAUCCUUAGUGAUGUGGACACAGAGGAACUUGAAGCUCUUGACCCGCUCCACUACAGCCCCGUCGAUGUGAAUGGGGGCGUGCUCGGUCCUCCGUUUCCUGCAGUCCACGAUCAGCUCCUUUGUCUUGCUGACGUUGAGGGAGAGGUUGUUGUCCUGGCACCACACUGCCAGGUCUCUGACCUCCUCCCUAUAUGCUGUCUCAUUGUCGUCGGUGAUCAGGCCAACCACCGUUGUGUUGUCGGCAAACUUCAUGAUGGUGUUAGAGUCGUGAGUGGCCACACAGUCGUGGGUGAACAGGGAGUACAGGAGGGGACUAAGCACGCACCCCUGAGGGGCCCCCGUUUUGAGGGUCAGCAUGGCGGAUGUGUUGUUUCCUACCCUCGCCACCUGGGGGCGUGUCAUCAGGAAGUCCAGGAUCCAGUUGCAGAGGGAGGUGUUUAGUUCCAGGGUCCUUAGCUUAGUGAUGAUCGGUCCUGUGUGGCUCAGUUUGUAGAGCGUAGCGCUUGCAAUGCCACGGGGGACCAUUACGAAAAUGUAUGCACUACUGUUAGUUGCUCUGGAUAAGAGCACUGCUAAAUUACAAAAAUGUAAAUGUAAGCUUGGAGGGCACUAUGGUGUUGAACACUGAGAUGGAGUCAAUGAACCACAUUCUCACAUUGAUGUUCCUUUUGUCCAAGUGGGAAAGGGCAGUGUGGACUACAAUAGAGAUUGUGUCAUCUGUGGAUCUGUUGGGGUGGUAUGCGAAUUGGAGUGGGUCCAGGGUGUCUGGGAUGAUGGUGUUGAUGUGAGCCAUGACCAGCCUUUCAAAGCAUUUCACGGCUGCAGAUGUGAGUGCUACAAGGCGAUAGUCAUUUAGACAGGUUACCUUGGCGUUCUUGGGCACAGGAACUAUGGUGGUCUGCUUAAAACAUGUAGGUAUUACAGACUGGGUCAGGAAGAAGUUUAAAAUGUCAGUGAAGACACUUGCCAGCUGGUCAGCGCAUGCUCUGAGUACGCGUCCUGGUAAUCCGUCUGGCCCUGCGGCCUUGUGAAUGUUAGUUAACCUGUUUAAAGGUCUUACUCACAUCGGCUACGGGGAGGGUGAUCACACAGUCAUCUGGAACAGCUGGUGCUCUCACUCAUGGUUCAGUGUUGCUUGCCUCAAAGUGAGCAUAGAAGGCAUUUAGCUCGUCCGGUAGGCUCGCGUCACUGGGCAGCUUGCGGCUCGGUUUCCCUUUGUAAUCCGUGAUAGUUUACAAGCCCUGCCACAUCCGACGAGCAUCAGAGCCGGUGUAAUAGGAUUCGAUCUUAGUCCUGUAUUGACACUAUGCCUGUUUGAUGGUUCGUCGGAGGGCAUAGCGGGAUUUUUUAUAACCGUCCGGGUUAGUGUCCCGCUCCUUGAAAGUGGCAGCUCUAGCCUUUAGCACAGCGCGGAUGUUGCCUUUAAUCGAUGGCUUCUGGUUGGGAUAUGUAUGUAUGGUCACGAUGGGGACGACGUCGUUGAUGCACUUAUUAAUGAAGCCGGUGAGUGAUGUGUUAAACUCUGAAAAUGCCAUCGGAUGAGUCCCGUAACAAAUUCCAGUCUAUGCUAGCGAAACAGUUCUGUAGCUUAGCAUUCGUUUCAUCGGACCACUUCCGUCACUGGUACUUCCUGUUUGAGUUUUUGCUUGUAAUCAGGAAUCAGGAGGAUGGAGUUAUGGUCAGAUUUGCAAAAUGGAGGUUGAGGGAGAGCUUUGUAUGCGUCUCUGUGUGUAGAUAAAGGUGAUCUAGAGUUUUUUCGCCUCUAGUUGCACAGGUGACAUGCUGGUAGAAAUUAGAUAAAAUUGAUUUUAGUUUUCCUGCAUUAAAAACACCGGCCACUAGGAGUGCGGUCUCUGGAUGAGCAUUUACUUGUUGGCUUAUGGAUCUAUACAGCUCAUUGAGUGCAGUUUUUGUGCCAACAUUGGUUUGUGGUGUUAAAUCGACAUCUACGAAAAAUAUAGAUGAAAACUCUCUUGGUGAAUAGUAUGGUCUACAGUUUAUCAUGAGGUAUUCUAACUCAGGCGAGCAGAACCUCGAGACUUCCUUUAAUAUUAGAGAUUGUGCACCAGCUGUUGUUAACAAUGAGACACGCCACCUAGAUAGAAAAUCCAGCUAGAUUUAUAUCAUCCAUGUCCUUGUUCAGCCAAGUUUCUGAGAAACAUAGGAUAUUACAAUACUUCAGUUCCCGUUGAUGGGAUAGUCUCGAACGGAGCUCGUCCAGUUUGUUCUCCAGUGAUUGUACAUUCGCCAAUAGAACAGAGGGUAGAGGCGGUUUAUUUACUCGCUGCCGUAGUUUCAUCAGGGUGCCGGCACGUCUGCCUCUAUAUCGCAGUCUCUUUCUUUUCCGAGUGUCAGGGAAUAGAGCCUGGUCUAGGGUGAGCAGUAUGUCCUGAGCCGCCGACCCGUUGAAGUAGAAAUCUUCAUCCAAAUCGAGGUUGGUGAUCGCUGUUCUGAUGUCCAAAAGCUCUUUUCGGUCAUAGGAAAUGAUGGCGGAAAGCAUCAUGUACUAACAAAGUUAAGAUCAGCGCAAAAAAACAAACAAAAAACUGCCACUAUACAUUCCAUCGCCAUUCUAGUCUUUGUCACUGCAGUUAUAGGAAAUGAGAACUUCCUGACCCCAUGACCUGACCAGGUCCUAGUCAUUAGCGAUAUCUCUAGUCUGUUAUGUUUAGCUGUGGUGUGGUAUGAUUUGUACUGUAUGUAUGCUAAACUGCUUCUGUGUUCGACAGUAACAACCAAGCCUGCAGCAGUGCAGUGAGGAAACCUGCCAUCUCUCUGGCAGACAGCACAGAACUCAGGUGAGCAUCUUUGCACCUCACUGAUUUUUACAGCAGUCCCCCAAUCAGCCAAGCCAAGGAGUGGUUUUCAACCCCACUACUCCAGCAACCACUUGACAUUUCACUCCCCCAACCCAGAGUCUCAAGUACCAGUUCAGCCCAGACUCUAAAGUACCAGUGUACCAGACUGUACAGUCAAUCCCUCACUGACCUCCAUAGACUGAUAAUUACUUACCACCCUCACCUGUUCCUCCCAUCCCAUCUCUACCACUCUGUCUAGGCAGCUCUCUGUGUGCCUCCCCCAGUAAUGAUCUGUUGUGAUAACAGAUCUGUCCUAAUAGAGUGGAAAACCAAAUAACACGUCCUAAUAGCUUGUAGAAAAUGAAGGCCGUUAUGGCUUGUUUUCCGUCUGAAGGCGUUAAAUGCACAGGACACUGCCUCGCUAACGUUGUUUAAUUACUGUAGGGUGAUUUAGGCUGAUGCAUUAGCUAGGCAAGUUCAUGUGGAAACGUGUACAAGAGUAUUAAGUAUGCACACACACACAUUUACAGAUUCACACAAACCACACAUAGGCAGACAUAAUGUAUGCACAGGCACACAUAGUUAUGUUUUUAGAGUGGAGAGCUGUUCUACCUCAGUAGCUUACAGACUAUUUGUCUUGACCUGUUUGUCUUGACCUAUUUGUCUUGAUGCAUACAUGCACACACCUGUUCAUUCUGACCUCUGACAUCUUGUGUUCUACUAGGGUCUUGCUAAGCAUCAUGUACCUGAUGGUGGAGACCAUCCGUCUGCAGACAGAGGACGACAGGCCAGAGUGGAGAACUGCCAGAGAGGCCUUCAAGACUGAACUGGGUUUGUGUUUGUGUGUGUGCAUGCGUGUGUGUGUGCACUGUAAGACGUUUCUGUAAUUUCAACAGUAAAACACUGUAGAAUGCACAGUAAAAUACCGUAACUGUGUUUUACAGCACACUGUAAGACUUUUCUUUAAUUUCAACAGUAAAACACUGUGAAAUGCACAGUAAAAUACCUUAAAUGUGUUUACAGAAUUAAUUAUGGUACAUCUUGGGUUAAUGUUGUGAGCGGGGAAAGAGUCUCUGGCUCAUUAACAUACAGUAUGUUAAUGUCUGCCUUGUAAGAGGCUAUAUUUGUUGCGCCCAUGAGUGAGAAUGAUGUACCGCCACAGAAUACAGUAAUAUACUGUAUUUUAGGAAUUCUACAAACCUUGUCCUGAAAAUCUAUGGUAACUUCCUGGCCAAUUGCUUCCAUUAAUUGACUAUAAUUCAGAAUACAGUACCAUAAUGCAUUCUUGGAGCGCCAAAAACCUUUUGAGCACAAGUGGGUGCAUGGUAUUGUUGUUUCUGACUCAUUAACAUAUUUUGAGUUGUGUCUUUUAAGAGGCUAUAUUUGUUGCGCCCGUUAGUGAGAAUGCUGUACGAAUUUAACUGAAAUGUGGUAGUGGUUCCCUAACAAUUAAAUGUAUAUAGGGAACAGAUCAGUGUCUGCCAGACAAGAUCAGAGUGGCAGCGGGUCUUAAACCUUUAAUGUUUGAAUAUUUAAGCAUGUCCAUUUGAUCUGUUCUGCCCUGUAAUCACGGCGAGUUUGGAAACCUUUGUUUAGGCCUCUAGAAGUGCAAGUGAUAUGAAACACCUAGUAUUCAUCAAUAUGCUGUAAUAUUCAAAUGCCUAGCAGCCAACCUUCUUGCUCCAUUCCCUUGUAAUUACAGUAAAAUACUGUAAAUAUUACUUUCUUACAGUUUAUUAGUCACCUUUACAGUAUUGUACUGUGUUUCAUUUCUUUGACAUUAUAGUAAUUUACAGGAAGCUGGCGUCAAGUUACCCUGAAUAUCUCAGUAAUGUAUUGGCACUAUCCAGAGAUAGUCAGAGAUAUAUCAUAAGAUAUCUUGUUUUAAUUACAAUUAUUUUGAAGACCAGUGUAUCCUUAACUACAACAAUAUUUUCAGUAACGGUUACAGAAACUUUUUACAUGCUAUGACUUUGAUAAAAAAAUUCUCAACCUUGGUUGAAUGCACCGACUGUAAGUUGCUAAGGACAAGAGCGCCUGCUAAAUGACCAACAUUUUAAUGUUAAAAUGAAAACUUGCAAAGAACACUGGCUAAUAUGUCACUGGGUAAUUACAGUAAUAUAUUGUAAUUGGUACUGUAAUUUAUAUUACAGUAACUGACUUUUGGUACCGUAAAAUGGAUUACCGUAGCUGUACUGUAAAAUAAAUUACAGUAACUUACUGGCCAAUUGCUGCCAGUAAAUUACUGUAAAUUAUACAGGAAAUGUUUUUACAGUGUGUGCGCUGUAUGUGUGCCAUGUGUGUACUGUAUAUGUGUGCUGGCUGUUGACCCUUUCCUCUAACCUCAGGUUCUCCUCUGUAUAACGGAGAGCCAUUUGCCCUGCUGCUCUUCACCAUGGUGACCAAGUUCUGCAGUAUGAACGCUCCACACUUUCCCAUGAAGAAGGUCCUGCUGCUACUCUGGAAGACCAUCCUGGUCAGUAAGCUACAGCACAGACACCAAUACCUGUCCGUUUAGUAGGCUAGCAGCUUCGUAACGGAGAUAUUUCAUCCACCAUUAUGUUAUAAUCUAUUGUAAAUUCAAAACACUUGUUAGAAUGAUGUUAGAAUGCUAAAGUAGUGUCAGGCUAGACUAAUUCCACAAUGGAAAAUUUGGUUUGCCAAUAUCUGCAUAGAGCUCUGUGCAUGUGUGUUCAUGUACAUCUCUAUGGCUUUCUGUGUCCAUCUGUCUCUGUGUAUGUGUCCAUCUCAAUCUUUGUGUGUAUGUGUGUUACAGUUCACAAUGGGGGGCUUCGAGGAGCUCCAGGAGAUGAAGGUUCGAGGCAGAGAGAGGCUGAGCCUGCCCCCCCUACCUGAGGACAGCAUCAAGGUGGUCCGGAGCAUGAGAGCAGCCUCUCCUCCAGCCUCGGCCAUGGAGCUCAUAGAACAGCAACAGCAGGCCAAGAGAGGACGCCGCAGCCGCAGGGUACGUAUUAUACAAUCAUUACAUUAUGCACAUACUGUACACACACACACACACACUGUUCCUUGAGCUUUUCACAUACACACACCUGUGCGUUAGACUCACACUUGACUGAAUACACACCUGAUGUGUUCUAACAGUGAGCCUAACUAAACCCCUGCAGUCACAGAGGGCAUGGUGUGUGAGGCUAACAAGCAUUGAUUGCUCAGCCUGGCUAUAGCAGUAGAGAAUGUGAAUAGGAACCAUGUGCACACCAUCAGUAUACUGUAAUACUGUAUUCCCCUGACAGUGGAAUGAAUGACAUGUUCGUUCCUUUAACUUCUUCCUCUAAUCCUAACUGUGCUGUUUUUAGAUUAGAGCUCUGACUUCAUCGGGCUCUCAACCCACCUCCUCUUCCUUGUGUCCCUACAGAGUGCCUUUGUUGAUAGCUUGGAAGGAGACAGUCCCUUUCCCAAGAAGCAGGUCUUUACCCACUUUCCCUCUGCAUUUUCUCUGCCUUGGGCUGGUUCUUGCACCUUCUAUUCCUCUUUCUUCUCCUCUUAUUCCUCCUCUUCUUCCUCUACCUCCUCCUUGUCCUCUUCCUACUCCUCCUCUUCCUCCUUCUCUUUAUCCUCUUUGUCCGCCUUCACUGCGUUCUGCACUGUAUGGGUGGGUACAGAGAGACAGGGCUUGCUGUGGUCAUGGAGGUCAUUGUGGACAUGACUUGGAGCUUUCCUCUAGUCUCCAUCUCCACUAGGUUGUUUAGCUGCCACAGUAUCACUGUAGCCAACAGUUCACUGCAGCUUCUUUCUCACCACAUAGCUGAAUGGCUUGUUCUCCAUGGGAUAUGAGUCAUAUAAGUCUAUGCUGGUCACACUGCUUCUGUCACCUCUGUUGCUCUCCUCAGCAGCACACACUCUACCUGACGACUAGUUACUACCACCACACCACCAUACGUUACAUUGCACUGGUGUUUCGCUGCUAUUAAAUGCACCCCCCCCCCCCCUGCCUGAUGCUUGUUGCAUUGACGAUGCCUCAGUCAUUCAUUAAAACUAUAGAAGUGGUUUGAGGUUACUGGGUUUGUGUUGUAUGACUGAUGUGGUUGUAAGUGGAAUGUUUAACGCUUGAAUAUGGAGUUGGGCCCAAACGUUCCUCAGGUUUUUUUGUGCGAGUAUCUGUAACCUUUUGUCUUGGAGUGCAGCCUUACGGUAGGUAAGUCUGAGUAUUUCUUGUGGUUGAAGUGGAAAGCCAGGGCCUAACCCUGUGUGUGUAAGGGGACGGCCUCUUUCAUGCCCCCUGCUGGUUGUUCUGGGUUCCAGCCCCUGGUAAAGCAGGACAGCCUAGACACGUACAACGAGCGCGACCCCUUUAAGAACGACGAUGCACGCGACGAGGAGGAGGAUGGAGAGGAAGCCGACAGCAGCAUCGAGGGCGAGGUGGACCCCCUGGACCGUGAUGUCAUCAUCCAGCCACCACCCCCACCGCCCCCGCUCAGACCCCCCACUGAGAGGGCGUCCCUCCCCAAGGGUCUGCCAUGGGCACCCAAAGUCAGGUAAGACUGGGAGGCCCAGUUCCAAACAAACCUCUAGCCCCUCGCCAUAACUCUUAACCCUUCUGUGUUUGCAGAUCUGAAGGGAUUGGAUAGGUGUAAUAUAGCUGAAGCUCCCCAAAAACCAUCGGAAGGCAGGGUGGAUCUAUCACCUUAUUGCUUACCUCAGAUCUGCAAACUCAAGGGAUAACAUUUAAAAAAAUGUUUUGUUAUUCUACACACUCAUACUGCUGAUAGUGCCCCCUCUGUUCAGGAGAACUCAAAGUAACCCACCUCAGUCACUCAUAAAGUAACAGCCAGCUGUCUACACAUUAGUGAAAGUGGCCUAUCUCUCCAGUGUGUGUUUGUAGACUUAGGGACAUGAAUAAUGCAGCUGUGUGGAUAAGACCGAGAGGGAAGAGGGAGACAGGGGAGGCAAGGAAAGGAGGGCCGCGAGCGAUCCAGUCUCAGCGCUUAUCAUCCUCUACUCAUUAUCUGUAAACUCAUGUAUUAUUCACUCCAACAGAUGUGUGUGUGUGCGUGUGCGCGUUUACCCUUGAACCAUAGCGUAGUGCUGGGCUGAUUUAGCACAUGAGGCGGAGUUCCAGAUCCCAAUAUCCCACAGAGUACAGAGGCCGCAUCGAGCGUGACUGAUGAGGCUUUAAGCAGCCAACAGGGCACACUAAAGUGUGUGUGUAAACGCUCUAAGAUGGAUGUUUGUGGGUAACAUUUCGGCAAAGUGUGAGGAGAUGCAUCAUCUGGUUAGCAGCCUUAUGUCUUUGAGCAGUCUGUUUGGAUAGUAUCGCUACAAUCCUGGGAAGCCAGACUAGGAAACCCAGUAGGUCUAGUAGUGUGAUCAGUGAGAAGGUGGAUCUCAGACAGGGGGUUAGUGAGGUGCAGCAGGCUUCAGGUAAUUUGAGAUGCCUGACCUUUUCUUUCUUUCUUUCUUUCUUUCUUUCUGUCUGUCUGUCUGUCUGUCUGUCUGUCUGUCUGUCUGUCUGUCUGUCUGUCUGUCUGUCUGUCUGUCUGUCUGUCUGUCUGUCUGUCUGUCUUUAAGUCUGUCUGUCUGUCUGUCUGUCUGUCUGUCUGUGUGUCUGUGUGUCUGUGUGUCUGUCUGUGUGUCUGUCUGUGUGUGUGUCUUGGUCUUGGUCUUGUCCCUCUCCACAGAGAGAAAGACAUCGAGCACUUCCUGGAGACCAGCAGGAACAAGUUCAUCGGCUUCACUCUGGGAAAGUGAGUGUCACUAUCACUGUGUUCUAUCUGAAAGGCUCGCUCCAUGUAGUACACUGCCAUGUGUGGUCAUAGUUAUUGCAGUGCCAGUGAAUGUUCUCUCUCUGUUGCUGUGCUGAGUGAUGCUAUGUAUGUUCUGUAGUGACACAGAGACACUGGUCGGUCUUCCUAGACCCAUACACGAGAGUGUGAAGACCCUUAAACAGGUAAGGAGGAGAGAAAUCACUCUUAUCAUUCCUCCUCUAUCCUCUCACCCACUCCCCCUCUCAUCUGAAUCCCUCCAUUCCUCUCUCUCCACCAGGAUCGAGUGUUAUACUGGUGAUGAAGUAUUGACGUUUAUUUGACCAGCUAGUCAAUAUUCCUGGACAUUGACAUCCCACUUAGAAAUCAGUUGUGUGUUUGAACUGACUGUGAAACUCCCUUACACUGAGGAAUGCCCUUCUGUGUGUCAAUCUGUGAAGUCUAAUUAACGCCCGUUAAAAGCCUCUUCUGUUUACACAUCGGGCGCUGCCUGACAAGUGAUAAUGUCAGAAUACUAUAGUAUAUAGCCAUGGUGAUGUCUCAUUGGAAUAGAAUGGAAUGGAUUGUGGUUAUGAAGUGCUUUUCACUAAUUCUCAUAGUGCUUUAUAUUGUGUGGUGGUGGAGUAUAGGCUAAAUCACCAUAUCCAACCCCAUGCUCUCUUUUCCCUCCAGCACAAAUAUGUCUCCAUAGCCGAGAUGCAGAUCAAGAGGGAAGAGGAGCUUCAACAGUGCCCCAUGACCCUGGUCAGUGACGCUUCUUACUGUUGACUUUAUAUGAAAUUACAGGAGCUCCUCUAUUUGAAUGAGCUUAACGCUAGGCUAAAACUAUACUGGACAAUGAAGUGGGGGGGCUAUCAAUGUUUUGACCCCUAGUUGCACCACACCUCCCCAAAGCAUCUUGUCUGCUCAAUGUCUACAUUUAUAUUUUUAAACUGUAGUGCUUUGUGUUUUAUGUUGUAAAUGUGUCUUUGUAAUGAAACUUUGUUUCUAUUUUGUAAAAUAGAUUUUGAAUCUCAAUGAGACUAACCUGGUAACAUAAUAAUAUGAUCCUUCAUUUUCUAAGUGUUGGAACAGGGCUUUGUGAAUGGAAACAAGAUGACUAUAAACCGUGUGUAACUCAUAUUGUGUGGUGUUGUGUUGGUCAGGGAGAAGAGGAUGUGGACGAGACCCCAAUAGAGAUCCUGUAUCUGGGAAUGCUUCCUAACCUGUCUCAGUAUGUGGUGAGGACAUCUGCCAUUAUAUUCUGCUCCACCAAGACACUUCACAUGGCAUCAUCUUAUUUUGCAUCUCGAAAAUCAUGCCUGCACUGUAGAUUUUUACGAAGUAUUUGCUGUAUAGUCCUGUAAUGUUUCAGAGCUGAGAGGUUGAAAGCUAAAACCCAUGUUGUAUUUAUCAGAUUGCCCUUUUGAAGCUGCUACUGGCUGCAGCACCUACGUCUAAGGCCAAGACGGACUCCAUCAAUAUACUGGCUGAUGUGCUGCCAGAGGAGAUGCCGUAAGUGUAAAAGCUUUGUGCCUCUCCUUGUUCCCUCACGGUCAUCUUUGCUGUUCAGGCUUAAGUUGAGUGAUGGCAAUAAGAAGGAAAUGAAUUUAGUUUGUUCAGAAAUAAAGUGAAUGACUAUAGAUGUAUCAUGUCAAAGGAAGUUGUUGCUAUGAAUCACAUAAAAGGUGUGUGUGUGUGUGAUGGCAGAAUCACGGUCCUCCAGAGCAUGAAGCUGGGUAUUGACGUGAACAGACAUAAGGAGAUCAUCGUCAAGGCCAUCUCUGCACUUCUGCUGCUGCUGCUCAAGCACCUCAAACUCAAUCACAUCUACCAAGUAAGCCACCUACUACCACUAUCUGUCUUUCUUUCUCUCUACCUCUGUCUCUCUCCUUCUCUGUUUCCCACCUUUCCACCCUCACACACCAGGUCAGCCUCUCUCUUGCUCUCCAUCCCUCCCUCUCCCCCACCCCCUCAGGUCUGCCGCUGCUCUCUCGCAUAUCUCUUCCAGUGGUGUAUUUGAUGGUAAACGCAGUUUAACCACUUUUGCGGGAAAAUGCAUUGAAAGUAUAGGAAGAGUUACUUUUUUCACCUCAACCAGCGAUCAGUUUAUCCACCUAUUUUUUUAACCACUACAUCACUGAUCUCUCCCCCCAACACACCUUUCCCACCCUCACACACUUAGUCAGCCUCCACUCUCUGUCUCGCUCUCUUUCUCUCUGCCCCCCACCCCCACCUCAACCAGGUCAGCCUCUGCUCUCUCUCCUCUCCCUGCCCUCCACGUUCACCACCACGUCUCUCUCAUCUCCUCUCCCUGCCCCCAUCCAUUUGGCUCCUGGCAGCCUACAACACAGAUCCUGCACUGGAAUGAUGGGCACACAGUCAAAGGUUCAUACAUCUCGCCGCGCGAAGAGAGGGCAAUGGAUAGAGGGAGGCAGAAUAGAGAGAGAGAGAGAGGAGGAGGAGGAGGAGGGUUGGAGAAGUACCAUCAGACAAUAAAUGGGUACAUAGCAGCACUAUCCAUCUCCCAAAAUGCAAAGCUGAGCUCCCUCCAAAAUCUGCUCUUGUAAAGGAGGAUUAUAAUUCCUAUUUUGGGGAGAUUAGCUUCAUUUAUUGUCCUCCUACUGCUGCUUCUCCCAGAGAUGAGAGAGUGUGUCUCUCUUCAGCACUCAAAAUCAUGCUCCUUCAAAAGGGAUUGGUUCAAGAUGUACUGUUUGGCACGCCACCACUAUUGAACGGUAGUGAAUUGUCUUCACAGAGAAAUGGAGCAUCUGCUCUUUUGAGAAUAGUGUGCUUAUACCUGGCUGCAUCCCAUACCUGGCAGCAUGUCAGGACUGUUCUGUCAAAUCCUAAAUGAAAAAGGAGCUGGUUCCCCAUUUAAUAGGAUGAACAUAGCUGGAUGUAAUAUUAUAGUAGCGCUAUCUACUGCCCAAAAGGAUCACUUUCACUUUUAUUUCCCACUACCAACUCUCAAAUGAAGCUUGUUACAAAUACUUAUUAAUGCAACUGCAGAACCCAGCUGACGGAAAGGGUUAAAUGAGUCUUCCUAUGGCUCCUAUCCUGCUGGCUCUUAGACAGCCGUGGCGCAGAGCUGAGUACCUAUAGGGAGAGCAGAUUGGCUAAAUCCUCUUUUUGGAACCCCCCUCAUUCCCCUUGUGAGAGUGUAGAGGGGUUGUCAUUUCAGAGUGUCUUUCUCACCUCAAAAUGAUGAUGAUAGAAUGCUCAUCAUAGUUCCUACUUUGAAUUCAUAUGCAUACAGGAAUAAUAGUAGCUGUGCUAAUAAAAAGUGGUCUUGAACAUUCUUUUGAUGAUAGUAAACGAUUGCAUAGAAUGUAUAAAAGAGGAGAAAUCGCACUUCCUGAACUCCGCAGGCUGCUCAUGAAAGAUAGAAAGACUUGGGGUUGGAGGAUUAAUAUUUUAUUAUUUAAUAGCUAUGAAUUUUUCCUUAUUAGGAAUUAAAGGGCCAGUGUGACUUAGUGCUUUAUCUUGUCCUCCAUGGUUCUUGUUCACUAAAGACAGUCAGUGACUUUGCAGUGACCUUGUACUUCCUGUGUCUCUCUCUCUCUCUCUUCAGUUUGAGAUUGUCUCUCAACACCUGGUGUUCGCUAACUGCAUCCCGCUCAUCCUCAAGUUCUUCAACCAGAACAUCAUGUCUUACAUCAGUGCCAAAAACAGGUAGGACUCACUGACUAGAACUGACUACCACUUAAUUUCUGCCACAGUGCCAGAGGUGCAUCUGCACCCACAUAAAGGCAUGGCUUCCAUCUGCAUCCACAUAAAGGCAUGGCUUCUGUCUGGCAGGUUUUUAUUUCCUGCUUAUAAAAGACACAGGUUGCUGCAGGGUUUAGGUGGAGGUGCCAAAACACAAGGGGUUCAGGUGUGGAUGGUACAUGUGUCUCUCACACCUCAAUGACAGGUAUAACACCACUGUUGACAGAAAGAUAGGCUGUAAUAAUCCGUUUUUUUGUGUGUGUGAUCUCCUCUGUGUGCUCUCAUUGUAGUAUAUGUGUGCUGGACUUCCCUCACUGUGUGGUCCACGAGAUGCCUGAACUCACGGCUGAGAGCUUGGUGAGUCCAGAUCACAAACCCAUGUGUUUACAUCAGACUGUUCAAAUGUUAAAGACAUGGCUAUGGGUUUGGUUUAUCAAUUGGCUGAGAUUAGACACUGGCCGUGUCCGGAUACCCAUCCUAAAUAGUAGGCCGUUUAAUGUGUAUUCUUUGUGGGCGUUUCAAUUCUCCUAACCCUGUUGUUUCCUGUGGUUGUAGGAAGCUGGAGACAGUAAUCAGUUCUGCUGGCGGAAUCUCUUCUCCUGCAUCAACCUGCUGAGGAUCCUCAACAAGCUGACCAAGUGGAAACACUCCAGGACCAUGGUGAGCGAGACCUGGUCUUGCCUCUCUCUCUAGCAUCAUACUGUAUGUCCCUUAUUCAAUGCCCACUUGUAGAACCUAUCAAAUCCUUUCAGAUCUACAAGAGUGCCUAGGGAGUACAGGCUAGGGGUCAGUUUGGAAUUCAAAGAUUUGUGACGGGACGCUUUUGAGAUGCACUCAGUGUCCUUCUCUUCCUUCUCCUCCUCCUCUCUCAGAUGUUGGUGGUGUUCAAGUCAGCUCCCAUCCUGAAGAGGGCGCUGAAGGUCAAACAGGCCAUGAUGCAGCUAUAUGUCCUCAAGCUGCUCAAGAUCCAGACCAAGUACCUGGGCCGCCAGUGGAGGAAGAGCAACAUGAAGACCAUGUCAGCCAUCUACCAGAAAGUACGACACAGGCUCAAUGACGAUUGGGCCUAUGGCAAUGGUAAGAUGCAGAGGAAAUACACUUUUAAACGCAUACCUGAAGUAAACUCUUAAUUCACUGGUGUGUAGGAGAUGUGAAAGCUAUGCAACGAAUCGGAAUGUGAUGAUGAAUGUGAAUGUAAUGCAGUAGGUACAUACUACAGUUGAAGUCGGAAGUUUACAUACACCUUAACCAAAUACAUUUAAACUCAGUUUUUCACAAUUCCUGACAUUUAAUCCUAGUAAAAAUUCCCUCUUAGGUCAGUUAGGAUCACCAUUUUAUUUUAAGAAUGUGAAAUGUCAGAGUAAUAGUAGAGAGAAUUAUUUAUUUAAGCUUUUAUUUCUUUUAUUUCUUUCAUCACAUUCCCAGUGGGUGAGAAGUUUACAUAUACUCAAUUAGUAUUUGGUAGCAUUGCCUUUAAAUUGUUUAACUUGGGUCAAACGUUUUGGGUAGCCUUCCACAAGCUUCCCACAAUAGGUUGGGUGAAUUUUGGCCCAUUCCUCCUGACAGAGCUGGUGUAACUGAGUCAGGUUUGUAGGCCUCCUUGCUCGCACACGCUUUUUCAGUUCUGCCACAAAUGUUCUAUAUGAUUGAGGUCAGGGCUUUGUGAUGGCCACUCCACUACCUUGACUUAGUUGUCCUUAAGCCAUUUUGCCACAGCUUUAGAAGUAUGCUUGGGGUCAUUGUCCAUUUGGAAGACCCAUUUGCGACCAAGCUUUAAAUUCCUGACUGAUGUCUUGAGAUGUUGCUUCAAUAUAUCCACCAAAUUUUCCUUCCUCAUGAUGCCAUCCAUUUUUUUUGAAGUGCACCAGACCCUCCUGCAGCAAAGCACCCCCACAGCAUGAUUCUACCACCCCCAUGCUUCACGGUUGGGAUGAUGUUCUCCGGCUUGCAAGCAUCCCCCUUUUUCCUCCAAACGUAACGAUGGUCAUUAUUAUGGCCAAACAGUUCUAUUUUUGUUUCAUCAGACCAGAGGACAUUUCUCCAAAAAGUACGAUCUUUGUCCCCAUGUGCAGUUGCAAACCGUAGUCUGGCUUUUUUAUGGCGGUUUUGGAGCAGUGGCUUCUUCCUUGCUGAGCGGCCUUUCAGGUUAUGUCGAUAUAGGACUCGUUAUACUGUGGAUAUAGAUACUUUUGUACCUGUUUCCUCCAGGAUCUUCACAAGGUCCUUUGCUGUUGUUCUGGGAUUGAUUUGCACUUUUCGCACCAAAGUACGUUCAUCUCUAGGAGACAGAACGUGUCUCCUUCCUGAGCGGUAUGAUGGCUGCAUGGUCCCAUGGUGUUUAUACUUGCGCACUAUUGUUUGUACAGAUGAACGUGGUACUUUCAGGCGUUUGGAAAUUGCUCCCAAGGAUGAACAAGGCUUGUGGAGGUCUACAGUUUUUUUUCUGAGGUCUUGGCUGAUUUAUUUUGAUUUUCCCAUGAUGUCAAGCAAAGAGGCACUGAGUUUGAAGGUAGGCCUUGAAAUACAUCCACAGGUACACCUCCAAUUGACUCAAAUGAUGUCAAUUAGCCUAUCAGAAGCUUCUAAAGCCAUGACAUAAUUUUCUGGAAUUUUCCAAGCUGUUUAAAGGCACUGUCAACUUAGUGUAUGUAAACUUCUGACCCACUGGAAUUGUGAUAUAGUGAAUUAUAAGUGAAAUAAUCUGUCUGUAAACAAUUGUUACUUGUGUCAUGCACAAAGUAGAUGUCCUAACCGACAUGCCAAAACUAUAGUUUGUUAACAAGAAAUUUGUGGAGUGGUUGAAAAACGAGUUUUAAUGACUCCAACCUAAGUGUAUGUAAACUUCCGACUUCAACUGUAUAUGCCUUUGAUUAGGAUCUCCGUAACUGAAAGUCCAAUCACCCAACUACAGUAAGAUGAAGGCCGGUAACUAAGGAUGUGUUGCCAUAGUAACCCAACCAGGGGUCAGCUAGGGGUGAGAGGCCCUCAGAGAAAGAGACAACUGUCUGUCAUCACAUGUCUCAGGUUCUAUUCUCAAUGGACCAGAUAGGCAGAGAGCAAGAGAGGAGAGAGAUCCCUUGGUCCCACAUGUCCCUCUGCUGUAAUUGCAAUCCCAGACUUCACUGUUUUCUUUGUAUUGAUUGAUUAUUGAGGUCUAUUGUCCUUUAACAACAGUAUAAAAUGUAUAUUCCAAACAGAAAAUCGACAGAGACAAGGGAAAGGGUUAUGUGGUGUUGUUCAUCAAGUUAAUAGACUGUUGUUGUUGUUCUUUUGUCCUCCAGAUAUCGACGCGAGGCCGUGGGACUUCCAGGCAGAGGAGUGCGCCCUGAGGGAGAGCAUCGAGAAGUUCAACAGCCGCCGCUAUGAGAAGAACCAGAACGGAGAGUUCGCCCCGGUGGACAACUGCCUGCAAAGCGUUCUGGGCCAGCGUGUUGAACUGCCGGAGGACUUCCACUACAGCUAUGAAAUGUGGCUGGAGAGAGAAGUGUUUUCACAGCCUAUCCAAUGGGAGGGCCUACUACAACAGGCCCAGUGA